UCCAUAUAGGUGUCCCCUGAAGGUAUGCCCUAUCCCGUGGAGGGGGGUCCCCUGGGGGUCGUCCCCUCACCACUUGGGUGUCCCUGUCCCCUGGGUGUCCCCAUCCCAUGGGGGGUGUCCCUGUCCUAUGCUCCCUGUGCUAGGGGAGUGUCCUGUGGGGUUGUCCCACAUCCCCUGGAGGGCUCCCCUCCAGUUCCCUGGGUGUCCCCCACUGUUGCCUCCCCCGCCAGUGCUGUCGGGGUCUGGGGAGCCCCAGGAGGAGGAGUGGGAGCUCAUCGCCCGCCUGGCCACGGCCUGCAGUGGGGUCCUGGAGGCCAUCGCCCGGGGGGGGCAUCAGCUCCGAGAGCCCCUCAACAUCGGGGUCCAGCAGAGCCUGAGCCCGGCGGUCCCUGAGGAUGAGUCCCGGAGCCUCUCAGAGAAGGUGGCACAACUGGAGGCAGCGCUGAAGCGGCUGCAGGAGGGUCUGCAGGAGGGCCACGAAGUGCAGCAGCGGCUCCAGGCUGAGCUCCGGGGGGCUCCGUCGCAGCACCCGGCGGCUGCAGCAGGGCCAGGAGGACGCGAACGCGCGGCUCAGCCGGCCCCCGGGGGGGACCCCCGACCUCUCCGGGGAUCCCUUGACAUCCCCCAACACCCCUUGAGACCCCUGGGGGAGACCCUCCGACAUCUGUGGGACUCCACAGGACUCCGGGACUGUGGCAGCCCCCUGGCAUGGGGGCACCUGCACAUGGCAUGGUCAGGGCUGAAGACGGCAAGUGGGGAGGACAUUGACGGCUCCUUUGAGCUGCAGGUGGAGGUGGAGGAGGGAGGUGCCAUGGGGCAGGGAGAUGCCACAGGGCAGGGAGAUGCUGUGGGGCAGCCCAGCCCCCCAGCAGCUCUCCGCAUCCUUGCCCUCCGUGUCACCGGGGACCUGCACAUUGGUGGCCUCAUGCGCCUCAUCGUGGAGACCAUUGGGGAGGCCCGGGACUGGUCGGACCACGCGCUGUGGUGGGUGCAGCAGCGGAGGUGGCUGCUGCCCCCCGGGCCCCCCCUGGACGCGCUGGGUGUCGGGGGGGGCUCCCGGCUCCGCUUUGCCCCCCGGCACCGCCCGCUGCGGCUGCGGCUCCCGGGCGGGCACGUCCUGCGGCUGCACCUCGACUUCGCCAGGACCCCCGGGCGGGGGGUGGCACGGGUCUGCAGUCUGCUCGGGAUCCGAAACCCCGAGGAACUUUCGCUGCUGCGUCCGGAGGAGGAGGGGGGAGGGGAGGGGCGGGGGCGGAAGGGCCGCGCCCCCGCCCAGGUCCCCCCCGACCUGGACCUGACGCACCUGCGGCCAAGGGCAGAUGAGGCCCCUCCCCCUGCGCUGCCCCCCGAGCAGCUCCGGGUUCUGGUGACCCCCCGGGGGGGGAGGGACCCCCCAACCUUCCCCCGGACCAGGCGCGGGAACCUCCUCCUGCGGCGCGCGCAGCUGCACGCGCGGUGGCUGGACGCCUCGCGGUCCCUGAUGGAACAGGACGUGGUGGACGACGAGGAGCUGCUGCUGCGCUUCAAAUACCCCUGUGCCAUGGGGCUGGACCCCCAGGAGGGCGGGCUGCGCAUUGCGCUGCUGCAUGAGCAGGCACGCGGGGCCCUCCUGGCAGAGGAGAUCGACUGUACCGAGGAGGAGAUGCUGCUCUUUGCUGCCCUCCAGUACCAGAUAGAUGGGGCAGAGGGGGGGUCCUCCCGCUGGCCGUUCUGGGGGUCCCGACCUGCCCGGGCCGUGCUCUCGGGGUCAUCACUGUCACUCUGGAGCCUCCCGAGAUCGGGGGGGCCCCCACAGCAGCUCAACCUCCGCGGCUGUGAGGUGACCCCUGACAUGGAUUUGGGGGCGCAGAAGUUUUACAUCAAACUGCGGGUGCCGACACCGGAGGGAAUGAGCGAGACCCUCCUGCGCUGCCGUGAUGUGGCAGCUGUUGCCCCCCCCCGCUUCCAGCGCAAGUUCAAGGCCAAGCAGCUCACCCCCCGUCUGCUGGAGGUUCUGCACCGUGUGGGGGCACUGACCCCAGGCCAGGCCCGGCUGCGCUUCGUGGAGGCCUGGAGGGCCCUGCCGGAGUUCGGGCUGGGGCACUUCGUGGUGAGGUUCCAGGGUGCCAGGCGUGAUGAGAUUUUGGCUGUGGGCCCCUCACAGCUGCUCCGCAUCGAUCCUGGCUCUGGCACCAUCACCCGCAGCUGGAGGCACAGUGACCUGCGCCAGUGGGACGUCAACUGGGACAGCCAGCAGGUGCGGCUGUGGCUGACUGGGGACGUGACGCUGGGGCUGCGGGUGCUCUCGGCAGCCCCCCGGGUGCUGCACCAGUUCCUGGGGGGGUAUCUGGUGCUAGGGGGGCAGCGGCCAGGGCAGCCCCCAGACCCUGAUGUGCUGAGGCGGCUGAUGGAAGGGGGGGAUGACCCCUGA
This is a messenger RNA of Corapipo altera (White-ruffed manakin), 2410 nucleotides long. RefSeq names its product fermitin family homolog 3-like. Gene Ontology annotation, cellular component: cell-substrate junction. Gene Ontology annotation, molecular function: integrin binding. The transcript has 18 exons. Bases 128 to 2410 code for a protein of 760 amino acids. Lineage: Eukaryota; Metazoa; Chordata; Aves; Passeriformes; Pipridae. The record is from RefSeq and is a predicted model, not a curated record. Gene Ontology annotation, biological process: integrin-mediated signaling pathway; integrin activation; platelet aggregation.